AUGGCCGACAAUGCGCCUGCAGCCGCUGCAAGUAGUGUGAAGUGUAGUAGUGAUGGUGGUCAGCCUCGCGACAGUUUGCUAAUGUCCUCGAGCAGAAUGUUCAACCCAAACAACAACGUCCAGCAGCAGGGUGCCAGCGGCAGCGGCAACAGCGGUACUACCCCCGGGGGUGGUGUAGGAGGAGCAGGAGGAGCAGCAGCAGCAGCAGGCCCGAAUGCGGCGGCCGCCGGACCGAUCGACCGUCUCCGGAUGCUGUACCCGAACGUCAACGAAGCGGUCGACCCGCUGCCCCGCUCCUGGAGCCUGCAGGACAAGUGCAGCACCAUCGGGCUGACGCAAAACAAUCUCCGUGUUCACUACAAAGGAAUUGGCAAAUCACACACAGAUGCUGCCUCGGUGCGUACCGCUUAUCCGAUACCGGCCGCCUGCGGACUGUACUACUUCGAGGUGAAAAUCAUCUCGAAAGGCCGGGACGGCUACAUGGGCAUCGGGCUGACCCAUACCAACUUCAAGAUGAAUCGUCUGCCCGGGUGGGACAAGCAAUCGUACGGCUACCACGGUGACGACGGUCACUCGUUCUGCUCGUCCGGCAAUGGGCAACCGUACGGGCCCACCUUUACCACCGGUGAUAUUAUUGGUUGUGGCGUCAAUCUGGUCGACAAUACGUGUUUCUACACCAAGAACGGCCACCAUCUGGGCAUCGCUUUCAGAGAUCUGCCGCCCCGGUUAUACCCGACGGUCGGUCUGCAGACGCCCGGCGAGGUAGUCGAUGCCAACUUCGGUCAGGAACCGUUCAAGUUCGACAUCGAGGACAUGCUGAAAGAGCUGCGGGCCAGCACGAAGGCCACCAUCUACAACUUCCCACUGCCGGACGAUCAGGGCGACUGGACGGUGAUCCUGCACAAAAUGGUUUCCUCCUAUCUGGUCCAUCACGGGUACAGCUCGACGGCGGAAACGUUCGCCCGGAGCGCGGGCCAAACAUUACAGGAAGACAUGACAUCGAUUAAAAAUCGACAAAAAAUCAUAAAACUAGUGCUUUCCGGCCGCAUGGGACAAGCGAUCGAACAGACCAUUCGUCUCUAUCCGGGUCUGCUAGAGUCGAAUCAAAAUCUGCUGUUUAUGCUAAAGUGCCGACAGUUUAUCGAGAUGGUGAACGGAUCUGACUUUGACCUAGGUACUCCUUCGUCGCGUACGAGCCCAGUGCAAACAUCGGUGAUACAAUCAACAAAAAGUUAUCAAAACGGUAACACCAUUAUUCCGGAUAAUGCUGACAAUCAGGGAUACUUAAAAAAUAACGUCCUCAGUAAUAACACCAACAACAAUAAUGGCAGCUGCAUCGAAGACGACUACUCGAACGACGUCGAGAUGGAGAACGGCCACAGCAAUAAUAGCGCCACGAAUGGUUACAAAAACGGCAGUGCCGCCAAUCGAACGAACACGAACGAACUGGUAGAAGAGGAAGAGGAAGAGGCGGACACCGGCCGGGAUGAAGAUAUGGACGUGGACUCAUCGCUAUCGCCAAACUGUAAAUCGACGAGUGCCACGGCAAAAUCGGGUGUCGAGCGGAUGCUAGAGUUCGGUCGCGAACUGUUCCAGAUGAGCCAACGACUGGAGAAGGAACAUGGUGUUAAUGAAACUAAUCAAAAAAUGUUAGAGGAUGCAUUUAGUUUAUUAGCCUAUUCGAAUCCAUGGGCAAGUCCGCUCGGGUGGCAACUGUGCCCGUCGCGUCGUGAAGCUGUAUGUGCUGCUCUAAACUCUGCCAUAUUAGAAUCAAUGAAUUACUCAUGGCGACCACCGCUAGAGGUGUGCAUAGCGCACGCCUGCGAGCUGCUGCGCCUCAUGUCGAGCUCAUCGCUCGGUGCGUGCGCGUUUGUUAGCGUGGACGAUAUACUUGCUCAACAACAGCAACAUUGACUACGUCUGAUCCUUCAGUUAGCGCCUUACUUCAAUUUCUAAUCGAGAAACGUCGUCAACGUCAUCCCGUCGUCUUUUCGGCAACGUAUCCCCCCCACUACUCUAUUCACGCUUGUUUACAACGGACGCACCAACAACACGGCCGCAUGCAUCAGGAUCGCUCCAUACUAAAAUAUCCCACAUAGCCGCCAUGCCGGGCACGAUUUUAUUUGACGUGUUAUGAUUUACAUUCGUUUCUGUCGCAUGAUGCGCCAACUUCGAGCUGGUUAAUUUCUUCGAUCGAUCGAUAGCAAAGCUUGUGUAGCACUAUCAUUACAAAACCGACCACGAACCGAAUUACGUACAUCACAUCACGCCGUAGCAGCUAGUCGUAAGAGCGAGAAAUCAUAGAAAUUGGCCUGGACUAUCUGUACUAUUUGGUGUAAAACAUUUUACUUUGAGCCUUCAUUAAAGCAACCAAAAUAUCGAGUGCAAUUGAAAUAAUUCAACACACGAACUGGUUUGCCUGUUGGUGAACAUAUUUUAAUCUUUCAUGAAAUCCAACCAUCCGAUCGUUUCGCGGUGACUUAUCCACUUCCCCAAGCGUCUAAGGCUAAAAACACGCGCGAGAGAGAGAGAGAGAGAGAGGAAUGGUGAGUUCAUCUAUCAUCACAAAGAACUGGUAAUGUUUGGUAGGAGAAUAGGAGCACCCACACACAUACGCUCGGCAAGUAACACGGCAGUUUCUGAUCAAAGUUUGUGGCCCGACUUCGAAGAAAGGAUGUAUGAAGGUUGUGUGUAAAUUGCGGUCCAACGGUCGCUCGGCUGUAGUAUAACGACGAGAGAAGCACACGAGUUUAAAAGCGGCAGCAGUAGCUCACGUGAGUUUGAUAAUAACAAAAGAAGAGGAGGGGGGUAAAACACAGUAAUCAGAAUCGCGCUAUGUAAAACUGUAAAAGAAGAUACACUAAUAUUAGCCAUUAACACAGGUAAACCCGCAACGAUCGUAGAGGAGCAGCCCGUAGGAUUGAUAAUAAUAGUAAGGAUGAGGGAACAGAUGGCCCGAAAAAGAGGACGAAGGAUGAAGGGGAGGGUGAUGUACGCCCGUUUGUAAGUAAGAAAGCAAAUGCAAAUGAUCAGUUAGCAAGUAAGUGAUGAAUAUCGCGCGUUGUAAGUGUGCGGCGACGGCAUGUGGUGGUGUUUGUUUAGUUUUUGCAAUUGCGUGCGCCGAACGAACGUACGAAGAAAUGCAUCCUCCGCGCGCCUGGUGGUUAAAAUAAGCGGCUCUCACAAUAAUAACACACUUUCGAAAUAUAAAUAGUGAUCGUGAAUGGAGUAAUAUGCAUUGUGAGGCAUUCAUGAAAGACGCGAAAUCAGAGAAAAAGGGGGUUGCGGCGGGCGCAUGCUUUUGUUCUCUAGGUUAAAGCAAUAGGUGACGAUUGGGAGAGGGAAGAGGGCGGGAAGGGUGGUCUUUUUGCAAGCAAAGAAACAAUAGUGUUACUCUUCAGUGCUGUUCUAUUUCGCGCUUGUUUCGACAUGGUUUGGGUUUUGUUCAGAGUUCUCACCUCGUAUGGAUUUCGCGUUACACCAGUGUUUCACAUGCUUCAAUCUACACCCGGGGUAGAGCAAUUCAUUGUCCUUCCUACCAUUGGCCCCACCACGGAACACGGAAUAUAAUCGUUGUUUGACAAUUUUCCUUCUACAAAAGAGCUCUGAGCUAACCGCAAUAGUUUAAACAUAAAAUGCCACCAUUUUAACGUAAAUAAAUAUCAUCCCGCAAUAAUGUUACCAACAAUAACGAAUUUCUAAUUCAACGUUCUAUGGGCUCUCUGCAUAUCAAGCAGCCGAUAACAGUCUCCCCAUUUUUUGUAUGAAUUUAAAGCAAAACCCGCGUACCCACCACCAAGAGAAGAGGAGGAUCCCUUAAUUGUAUCUUCUUCUCCCUGUGUUUGUAUAAAUUGAUUUCAUGGUUCAUCUUAGAACUAUAGUUUCCUCUCGCCUUGGAUUUAACAGUAGUGUGUACGAUAAAUGAAGAAUAAUAUGUACAGAGAAGGAUGGAGCGGACGGACGAAGAAGGAUAUUUCAAUCCGAUUUUGUGUUUCUUGUACAUGACGCGAUCGCGAUCGUAACAGUAGUGAUCUUUUGCGUUAGUUACAUAUUGCUUUCUGGUAUGUGUGUUUUUUUAAUAUCACUGUUAUCUAAAUUUAGUUAAAUGUUAUUUUUUCUUUUCCGACGAUCCGGGGGUCAAUAGGAUGUGUCCUGUACAAAGAAGUAGGUCCACGAGCGUGCGUGUGUGUGUGUUUGUUUGUUUAGUGAGUAAGAGCAGCGGAAGGGGCCACACAAUAUGAAUGAAUGCACCACAAUAAGCAAUAGAACUAACAACGGCAGCAAGAGCAGCAGGGAGGUUAAACCUUAAUACAGGAACUCGCUUGUGUUAUCCGGAUAUGUGAGUUGUUUUUGUUUUCUUUUUGCAUAAUUUUGCGUUCUUUUUCAACUGUGUACGAAUCACUUGUGAACCGUGUAAUCGUUUAGUCGAUUCGUUACUGUGUUCUACAGGUUUUGCUUUUCUUUCUUGAGCUUCGGCGGUGAAACAAGAACGCGCAAGAAAUUUUCAAAUUUUCUCCUUUUUUAGAAUCGCGUUUUGUAGUAGAGAGAAACGUUCACGCCUAGACUCGUUUGAGAUGAUGUUUAAGUUGGUGAAAAACGAAACGAAAAAGCGGUAGAAAACGGCCAGAAAGUGCGAACGGUUAGAGGAGCGUAGUGGUGAUAGCGGUAGAAAAGCGGAAGGGAUACGAUCAAGCAAUCGAGUUCUAACGAAAAUUGCACGAAAUCGGAAGGAAGAUUGUAAUUUAGAGAAAAGAGGAAAAACGAUUGUGAAAACCCCCGAUAGGUAGCACGUAAGGCACGCGUGUAACAGCAAUGGAGUUAGGUUAAGUUUGGGAACAGCAGAACGGGAGUGUAGGGUUGGCAAAGAAAAACACACACACACACACACAUACUAAAGAUAAUAAGGCGAGCAGGAGAGGCAACGGUGGUCGUGGCUGGGGGAUCUUGGGGGUUGGUAUAGGGAAUUUAAGUAGUACAAGCCGUAAGCGAUCGAUUAUGGACGAUUUAAAGUUUGUAAAAUAUGUAAAUCCUCUCUUUCUUUGGUUCUGCGUGCCACACACACACACCUAUAUAUUGUCCUUUUGAACAUGUUCUUGAUCUGCUCAGGUUUCGUGAUUAGUGGUUUAUAGUAAAAAAA
Messenger RNA from Anopheles arabiensis, 5137 nucleotides. RefSeq names its product ran-binding protein 9 (gene RanBPM). The record is from RefSeq and is a predicted model, not a curated record. Gene Ontology annotation, molecular function: protein binding. Gene Ontology annotation, cellular component: cytoplasm. The coding region runs from base 1 to 1914 and encodes 637 amino acids. NCBI's taxonomy places the organism in Eukaryota, Metazoa, Arthropoda, Insecta, Diptera, Culicidae. The transcript is spliced from 9 exons. Gene Ontology annotation, biological process: cytoskeleton organization; cell surface receptor signaling pathway.